GAGGGUAAACUCACCCAGACAGGACAGGAAGAACUGAUCCCAGGCUGUGCAGUCAAGAAGAGAAAAAGGAGGGAGGAGGGGGGAAAAUAAUGCAAAAUAGCCAGACAGAGAUGCUCAAGAGCUGCAUCGGUUCUCGUCUGCGAGGAACAAAAACAUUGUGCUGGUGAAUGGAAGCGCGUGAGUUCAACCACCAGGCUGAGGCGCGUGCGAUGAGAAACCAGGCAGACUUCAAUCGCUGAUGCUGAACAGCUACUCCUCUGUCCCUCCGUGACUGCCUCGGCCAGAUCGGACUGAGCCUGUGUGCGACGUGGAGACUCCCGCGGUUGCUGCUCCCCUCCCUACAGCCUCCGGCUGUGCUUGGGCUAUGGUCCUGACUGAGAAACUGUUCAUCACCCAGAUGCUGAGCUCUGACUGUAUGGGAGGCUAAUUCCGCAAACACCAGCAUGGGAGCUAAGCAGAUGAAAUGUCUCAGCUCAGCCAGUCCUGCACACUCCCCCAAAGAGGAGUAUGUCAUCACCCAGUCCACUGACACCGCCAAAGAAGAACCAGUCCAUGAUGAGGACCAGGGAGCACCUCAGGAGCACAAAUCUGAGCCAACUGAGAAGAAAUCCAUCCCAGAAGAGGUGUCACUCUGUGGACUGUGUCCCUCCCUCGGCCACAAUGGACAAGAGGAAGAAAAGUCCUGGGAGGAGCAGCUGGAUGCCCACCAGGAGCAGCUAGAGAAGGAGAUGCAUGAAGCCAGAAGGAUGGUAUUCCGCCUACAGGGUUUGCUGCUGCACGGUUCGCUCCCUGAAGAAGACCAGGAUGGAUCCGUAAACUUCGGAGACGCCCGGGCGACCACCGAGCAGCAGCUGGUUCUAAUCCGCAGUCGUCUGGACCAAAGCACGGAGGAAGCCCUUGAUCUGAAGAGGGAACUCCUGAGGCACAAACAAGAGACGCGGCACAUUCAGGCCAUCAAGGAUGCUCUGCAGCAGCGUCUGGCGGUGCAGGAGGAGGCUGUGCUGCAGCUAAAGCAGGAACUACUGAGGUGCAACAUGGCCAAAGAUCAGUUGGAAGGAGAAAAUGAGGAGCUCCAACGCAAGCUGAGCGAAAGAAACAAAUUCCUCAGUGAAUACGAGCAGCAGCUUGGCAGGAAGGACAGAUUCCUGCUGCAGCAAAGGCUCGAUGAAGCCCAGCAUAAAGCACAGGAAGGGAGCCACGUACGGUCGUUCAGGAGUGAAAAUGGUGGCUAUAGUAACUCGAUGGCAUCAAAGUCUCCUGCAGCGUUUCAGCACAACGCACCAGGUGAGGAGCUGCAGCUGGUUAGGGAAGCACUUCGCAGUCUGAGGGACAGUUUCUCGGGUCACGACCCCCAGCACCACACCCUGGACACUCUGGAGCAAGGCGUGGCCAGUCUCAUGGACCGCCUGCACUCACUGGACGUCCAGCGCAGACAGGACAGAGGGGAGGAAUUUAAAUCACCAGGUCGUAGAGCCAACUCAACAGACCGUGACUCCUGGCCGCCAAGCUCUAAAAUGGCACACUCACACAGCAGCCCUGGCCUAGACGCUGUCGUCUCCACUAAAGUGCUCUACUUCACAGAUCGCUCGCUCACUCCCUUCCUGAUUAACAUCCCUAAAAGGCUGGGUGAAGUGACACUGCGAGACUUCAAGGCUGCUGUAGACAGACAAGGCAAUUUCAGAUACCACUUCAAAGCCCUUGACCCAGAGUUUGGCACCGUGAAAGAGGAGGUGUUUCAGGACGGAGCGAUUGUCCCUGGCUGGGAGGGCAAGAUUGUAGCGUGGGUGGAGGAGGACCACGGAGAGCGGAGGUAGAACCCCAAACACCAGAGAUGACCACUACAAACCUUGGUUGUUGCCACUGGACCAACACACCACCCAAACUCAUGAGAUGCCAUAUGAAAGAGCAUCGGUCGCAUAUUAAACCGGGAGUUAGCAGCUUUGGAUAUGCAGCCAUAUUUAAAAUGUGAAUGUUUCAUAUCAAGAAACUGACUUGACAUUUGGGUAAAAUAUUCUUUAAUAUAUUGCCUACUAUCCAUAUUAACUUGUUAAACAGCCUCUUAUUGGUCCGUAUUGUGAUACUUGAAGCUCUAAACCCUAAAGCAGUGUUAGCUAAAGCUGUAAUCGGUCCAGAAACCUCAAAAUGGGAAAAAAAAGUUUACUGACAUUUUUCACAGGUUCCAUGUUGCCAAAUGUUGUUGUUGUUGUUGUUGUUCUGCAUCAGUUUGGAUGUUUUAAUAAACAUAAAUUAUUGCAUGGA
Messenger RNA from Nothobranchius furzeri (turquoise killifish), 2259 nucleotides. It is a transcript of the gene dixdc1a, whose product is annotated as DIX domain containing 1a. Gene Ontology annotation, cellular component: cytosol. Gene Ontology annotation, molecular function: frizzled binding. The record is from RefSeq and is a predicted model, not a curated record. Gene Ontology annotation, biological process: canonical Wnt signaling pathway. Lineage: Eukaryota; Metazoa; Chordata; Actinopteri; Cyprinodontiformes; Nothobranchiidae.